Molecule: messenger RNA, 3604 nt
Organism: Bubalus bubalis (water buffalo)
Lineage: Eukaryota; Metazoa; Chordata; Mammalia; Artiodactyla; Bovidae
Gene: FBXL19
Product: F-box and leucine rich repeat protein 19
Exons: 13
Coding region: 1492-3582 (696 amino acids)
Biological process (GO): protein demethylation; regulation of transcription by RNA polymerase II
Molecular function (GO): DNA binding; zinc ion binding; protein binding
Source: RefSeq, a predicted model, not a curated record
CCUCAUCUAUAAAAUGAGAUCAUAAACAGGAUUCUUAGGAGGAUCAAAUGAGAUGCUGAAAGCACGCAAGAUAUAAGCUAUGAAGCACUCUUCAUAAAGCUUAUAUCUAGGGAAAGAGUCAAAUGAAUCUCAUCUGGGAAUGACACACAUGAAGGGUUUUUGGGACACAAACCUGAAAGAUGAAGUUAACUGGGUGCAGCGGUGAGAAGGGUGGAAGGGAAGAACCUAAUCGCUAGAGGGACUGGCUCCAGAAAAAAACAUGGGGAAUCAUGCAAGCCAAACUAAAGCAGUGAGGCGGAAGAGGAAACAAUCUUCGGGGAGUCAAGGAUUUCCUAAAUACACUGUGAGCUAGAAGGAGCCUCUCAGUUCAGCCUGAGGCCAGUCCCUGCAAAUUUAGGACUUCACAUCUCACCAGCCAGCCUGCGUUCAAUUCCCUGCCAGAAAAACCACACUCACCAAAUCUUCCGCAGGGCCCUGGAACCACAGGGGUCGAAAGUGAAUAGUUUUGCAGGCAGAGGAGGAAGAAGGCAGGCGCGCUAACUCCUUCCUGCAUGACGGACACCUGGGAUCCCAAAACAGCUGGGCUGGAAGGGCCCUCGAGAAAGGAACUGCCAACACGUGCCCUGUGUCAGGCCCUGAAGGUGGGCAUUUUCGUGAACAUUGUCAUAACACUCUGCUUCGAGAGCCUUCCCCUGAAAGAUGAAGUCCUCGCCACACGAGGAGGUGGACAUUAUAGAUUCCUGGAUCUCUCGGACGUCUUUUCUCCCUCACCCGCAUUGAUCCCCACUGGCGACAGAAAUUCUUCCCCUCCACUAGCGAGUCAAGGCACGAAACUACAUUUCCCUGGAGGUCGUCAGAAGCGGGUGGCGAGGAGAGAAGGAAAGAGUCUCUCCGUUUCCGUCCGCUCUCAACGUGGACUGUCGGUGGUGAUACACAUUUCAAUAGUGCACGUCCUUUCUGUGUUGAGCUAAGGAAGGGACUACGUCCCCCAGAAGGCACUGGCGCAGAGGAUGUGCUAGCCUGCCAUGUUUAUUGUAGUCCUUUUCCCUGUUUCCACAAUGAGUAGCCUUAGUGCAUGAACCAUAAGUCCCAGGUCACCUUCUCCCCUUUCCUCCAGCGGCCAUCUUUGCUGGUAGACCCCGCCCCUUUCCCUUUCCAUUGUCUGGUCGAAGAUAAUAUAAGGGAGUCAGGAAGACUGCAACUCCCGUCAAGCUUUGCGCCAACAGGAGGGGAAUUUCGAUAUUACAGGCGGGUGAGGUGCCAAGGUGGUAGAGUGAGGCGACCGCGAGAGGCUCGGUUGCCUGCCAUUUUCAUGGUAGUCUCCUUAUCCUCCUGGUCCUGCCAUUAUUAAGGAACUCUAGAAGGUUAGGAAACUACUAUUCCCAUCGCACCUCAUAAGGUGGACUACUAAUCAGGUGUACGCCCCUCUUCCGCCAUCUUGAUUGUAGUCCUCGUUCCUUUUCACCUUUCCAUUGUUCCUGAAGAGUAGAAAUGGCAGCGGGAAGGCAGCAGAUGGACUGCGAGUCCCGUCAGCCCUCGGCGUUGCUGACGCCCCCAAUGUCGUCGAGCAGCCGGGGGCCGGGGGCCGGAGCGCGCCGACGCCGAACCCGCUGCCGCCGCUGCCGGGCCUGUGUGCGAACUGAGUGCGGGGACUGCCACUUCUGCCGAGACAUGAAGAAAUUCGGGGGGCCCGGGCGCAUGAAGCAGUCGUGCCUGCUGCGGCAGUGCACUGCCCCUGUGCUCCCACACACAGCUGUAUGCCUCUUGUGUGGGGAGGCUGGGAAGGAGGACACAGUGGAAGGAGAGGAAGAGAAAUUUGGUUUGAGCCUCAUGGAGUGUACAAUCUGCAACGAGAUCGUCCACCCUGGCUGCCUGAAGAUGGGGAAGGCUGAGGGUGUCAUCAAUGCAGAGAUCCCCAACUGCUGGGAGUGCCCUCGCUGCACCCAGGAAGGCCGGACCAGCAAGGAUUCAGGUGAGGGACCAGGCCGCCGCAGGGCUGACAACGGCGAGGAGGGCGCCAGCCUGGGGAGUGGAUGGAAGCUGACGGAAGAGCCGCCGCUUCCACCACCUCCACCCAGGCGCAAAGGUCCCUUACCUGCUGGGCCCCCCUCAGAGGACGUGCCUGGGCCCCCCAAAAGAAAGGAGAGGGAGGCAGGGAAUGAGCCCCCUACCCCAAGGAAAAAGGUGAAAGGAGGCCGAGAGAGGCACCUGAAGAAGGUGGGUGGAGACGCCUGCCUCCUCCGAGGAUCGGACCCAGGCGGCCCCGGCCUUCUGCCCCCCAGGGUUCUGAAUCCGAGCCAGGCUUUCUCGUCCUGCCACCCUGGGCUCCCUCCCGAGAACUGGGAGAAACCAAAGCCGCCUUUGGCCUCUGCUGAGGGCCCGGCGGUGCCUUCCCCGUCACCCCAGCGGGAGAAGCUCGAGCGCUUCAAGCGGAUGUGCCAGCUGCUGGAGCGGGUGCCCGACACGUCCUCGUCCUCCUCGGACUCCGACUCGGACUCCGACUCAUCAGGCACAUCGCUGAGUGAGGAUGAGGCUCCUGGCGAGGCCCGGAAUGGGCGACGGCCAGCCCGGGGCAGCUCGGGCGAGAAGGAGAACCGCGGGGGGCGGCGGGCUGUGCGCCCUGGCAGUGGGGGACCCCUCCUCAGCUGGCCCCUGGGCCCCGCGCCCCCACCCCGGCCCCCGCAGCUGGAGCGGCACGUGGUGCGGCCCCCACCUCGAAGCCCCGAGCCCGACACGCUGCCUUUGGCUGCUGGAUCCGACCACCCCCUGCCCCGCGCCGCCUGGCUUCGUGUCUUCCAGCACCUCGGGCCCCGAGAGCUAUGCAUUUGCAUGCGAGUGUGCCGGACUUGGAGCCGCUGGUGCUACGACAAGCGUCUGUGGCCUCGAAUGGAUCUGAGCCGGAGGAAGUCACUGACCCCGCCCAUGCUUAGUGGUGUGGUUCGCCGCCAGCCUCGAGCCCUGGACCUCAGCUGGACAGGUGUCUCCAAGAAGCAGCUCAUGUGGCUUCUGAACCGACUGCAAGGCCUGCAGGAGCUGGUGCUCUCUGGCUGCUCCUGGCUCUCUGUCUCUGCCCUGGGCUCAGCCCCACUGCCUGCCCUGCGGCUCCUGGACCUCCGCUGGAUUGAGGACGUUAAAGACUCCCAGCUCCGCGAGCUGCUGCUGCCUCCGCCAGACACCAAACCAGGGCAAACGGAGAGCCGAGGGCGGCUACAGGGGGUAGCAGAGCUGCGCCUGGCCGGCCUGGAGCUGACGGACGCCUCCUUGCGGCUCCUGCUGCGCCACGCGCCCCAGCUGAGCGCCCUGGACCUGAGCCACUGCGCCCACGUUGGGGAUCCCAGUGUCCACCUUCUCACUGCCCCCACCUCCCCGCUCCGAGAGACCCUGGUACACCUCAAUCUCGCCGGUUGUCACCGCCUCACGGACCACUGCCUCCCGCUGUUCCGCCGCUGCCCGCGCCUCCGCCGCCUCGACCUGCGCUCCUGCCGCCAGCUCUCCCCAGAAGCUUGUGCCCGGCUGGCAGCCGCCGGGCCCCCUGGCCCCUUCCGCUGCCCAGAAGAGAAGCUGCUUCUCAAGGACAGCUAGUUGGGUGCCCCCCACCCUCCCC